This is a messenger RNA of Harpegnathos saltator (Jerdon's jumping ant), 630 nucleotides long. RefSeq lists its product as uncharacterized. The transcript is spliced from 3 exons. The record is from RefSeq and is a predicted model, not a curated record. The coding region runs from base 235 to 558 and encodes 107 amino acids. NCBI's taxonomy places the organism in Eukaryota, Metazoa, Arthropoda, Insecta, Hymenoptera, Formicidae.
AACGAUGGGUUUUGUCUAAAGAGCCUGAAAUCAAAGAGCCGCAAACUGCCUCCACGUUUUUGAUUGGCUGUACUAUAUGACGUCAGAAUACGUCAUGUUUGCGAGGAAAAAUCGUACAGUUCGCUAGCUGUCUGCUAGAUAAGAAGGUUGCGAGGUUAUUUUACAUUAAAUCUUUUGAAACAUGUUUCUAAUUAUUUGUAGUUAUGUUGCGGUGUUUAAAUAUUGAUUUGCAUCAUGGUACGAGUAUGUAGUGCAAAUAAUUGUUCAAAUAAGUAUAGUACUGGGAUAAAGUUCAGGAGGUGCCCUUGUAUUCCUCAUCUGCGGCAACAAUGGUUAGAAAAAUUAAACAGAAGUACUAUGGGAAAUGAAUUUUAUCUUUCUGAGGAACAUUUCAGCAGAGAAGAUUUACAAACAAAUACUCGAAGCCUUAUUCCUAUAAUUUUUUGCAACUGCUCAAAUACUUGUAGGUCACAAUCUUGCAACAGCUUGUCACAAUCUUGCAACAGCUAUUCUGAAGAGAUUCAUUCAAAUGCGACUAAAAAUUUUCACUGGUCAUGAAGAACGAAAAGAAUCCGGUUCAGAAUUUGGUAGUUUCAGCAUGGGCUCGCGUUUGUUAGGCAAAAGCAUGAA